Lynx canadensis (Canada lynx) is the source of this 1687-nucleotide messenger RNA. RefSeq names its product msh homeobox 1 (gene MSX1). Gene Ontology annotation, biological process: embryonic morphogenesis; regulation of transcription by RNA polymerase II. Gene Ontology annotation, cellular component: nucleus. Lineage: Eukaryota; Metazoa; Chordata; Mammalia; Carnivora; Felidae. Gene Ontology annotation, molecular function: RNA polymerase II transcription regulatory region sequence-specific DNA binding; DNA-binding transcription factor activity, RNA polymerase II-specific. The coding region runs from base 19 to 930 and encodes 303 amino acids. The record is from RefSeq and is a predicted model, not a curated record. The transcript is spliced from 2 exons.
GGGGGGGCCCGGCUCUGCAUGGCCCCGGCUGCUGACAUGACUUCUUUGCCACUCGGUGUCAAAGUGGAGGACUCCGCCUUCGGCAAGCCGGCGGGGGGAGGCGGGAGCCAGGCCCCCAGCGCCACCGCGGCCACGGCGGCCGCCAUGGGCGCAGACGAGGAGGGGGCCAAGCCCAAAGUGUCCCCUUCACUCCUGCCCUUCAGCGUGGAGGCGCUCAUGGCCGACCACAGGAAGCCCGGGGCCAAGGAGAGCGCCCUGGUGGCCUCCGAGGGCGCACAGGCGGCGGGCGGCUCCGCGCAGCCCCUGGGCGCCCGGCCGGGGUCUCUGGGAGCCCCGGACGCGCCGUCUUCGCCGCGGCCGCUGGGCCAUUUCUCGGUGGGAGGACUUCUCAAGCUGUCAGAAGAUGCGCUCGUCAAAGCCGAGAGCCCCGAGAAGCCCGAGAGGACCCCGUGGAUGCAGAACCCCCGCUUCUCCCCGCCCCCGGCCAGGCGGCUGAGCCCCCCGGCCUGCACCCUGCGCAAGCACAAGACCAACCGCAAGCCGAGGACGCCCUUCACCACCGCGCAGCUGCUGGCGCUUGAGCGCAAGUUCCGCCAGAAGCAGUACCUGUCCAUCGCCGAGCGCGCCGAGUUCUCCAGCUCGCUCAGCCUCACCGAGACGCAGGUGAAGAUCUGGUUCCAGAACCGCCGCGCCAAGGCCAAGAGACUGCAGGAGGCCGAGCUGGAAAAGCUGAAGAUGGCCGCCAAGCCCAUGCUGCCGCCCGCGGCCUUCGGGCUCUCCUUCCCGCUCGGCGGCCCAGCGGCGGUAGCGGCCGCGGCGGGCGCCUCGCUCUACGGUGCCUCUGGCCCCUUCCAGCGCGCCGCGCUGCCGGUAGCGCCCGUGGGACUCUACACAGCCCAUGUGGGCUACAGCAUGUACCACCUGACAUAGAGGGUCCCAGGGUCCCCUACCUGCGGUUCCAGCCGAUUCCUCCAGCCCCUGUCUUCUGCAAAGCAGCAGGAGCCCCCCACCCCCACCCCACCCAGCGAGCUCCCCUUCCACCCCCCACACUGCUCUGGUUUAUCCUCGGCCCGCUCCCUGCGUUCACUCACCGAAGUCAGAUCCCCUCCCCCAAAGUGGCUGGAAGGGUCCCUUAACACUCUUCUAGAAUCUAGACCUACCCUUUGUGUUACAGAUGGAUAAACUGGGGUUAGAGAAGUUAAAUUUCCCAAGGGGCCUCAGCAGAGUUAGCUGUUGGACGCGCACCAGGGGCUGCGUCCUGUGUCCCUGCCUCCUGCCCUGACACCCCCGCGCGAAAAGCACAGGAAAAAUACUCCCGCCUGAAGAUUUUGGAAAUGAGAACAGUUGGAGAGAAAGAGAACAUGCCAGGGGAGAUGGGGCCUCCCCACCGCCCCGCCAGCCCCCAGGUCCUUCCUUCGGAAAACUUCAGAGAACUUCAACAGCAGAACGUUUGUUUGCGGUGGGGGGAGGGGGGGCACACAGAUGCGUUGCAAAGGUAGGUUGGAGGGACCCCUCUCACCAGUAUCAGAAGAAAUUGUAAAAUAAAAUUUAAAAAUCCUGUUUCUUAUUUAACAGUACGUUUGUGUGUCUCUCAAGAAUCCCUUUGGAAGGGAUGGUGUGUAAUAUACUGUAUAUUUGAAAUUUUAUUAUCAUUUAUAUUAUAGCUAUAUUUGUUAAAUAAAUUAAU